Molecule: messenger RNA, 1897 nt
Organism: Centropristis striata (black sea bass)
Lineage: Eukaryota; Metazoa; Chordata; Actinopteri; Perciformes; Serranidae
Gene: rad51d
Product: RAD51 paralog D
Exons: 11
Coding region: 280-1281 (333 amino acids)
Biological process (GO): telomere maintenance; double-strand break repair via homologous recombination; reciprocal meiotic recombination
Cellular component (GO): replication fork; Rad51B-Rad51C-Rad51D-XRCC2 complex; centrosome
Molecular function (GO): ATP-dependent DNA damage sensor activity; four-way junction DNA binding; ATP binding
Source: RefSeq, a predicted model, not a curated record
AAAGUUUGUAAAAGCGUUAGGUUGUCACAAAUAGUGUCAGGGUCUAUUUUACCGCCUUGAAACUUUGGUGACAGUCAUUCAUACUGUCUUCAACGACGACUCCGUCAGAAAGGCUUGCAAAGUAGUUAAUUUAGCCUCAACGCUAAAAACAACGGUAGCUAGCGGCAUCUGUGAAGCUAGUUAGCUAACUUAGUUUUUACUUUUAAGCACAAAUUGAAGCUGUGUGUUUUCUCUUAACAUCAGAGUUACACACGAGCUAGCAGUUAACAAUGCAAGACCAUGGUAGUCUUGAGAGAAGGAAUGUGUCCUGGACUGGAUGAAGAUUUAGUGCGUGACCUGCGAGCUGUCGAUAUUAAAACAGUGGAAGACUUGGUCUCGUCUGACGUUGAGGAACUUGCUCAGAAGUGCUCUGUGUCAUAUAAGGCUCUGUUUGCCAUCCGCCGAGUGCUGUUGGCCCAACACACAGCAUUCCCCGUGUCAGGCGCUGAUCUGUAUGAAGAACUAUUGAGCUCAACAGCCAUCCUUUCCACUGGAAAUCCCAGCCUAGAUAAACUGCUGGAUUCAGGCUUGUAUACUGGAGAGAUAACAGAGCUGUCAGGAGGCCCGGGAAGUGGCAAAUCUCAGGUGUGUUUCGGCGUCGCAGUGCAAAUUACUUACCAGCUGAAACAGAGUGUAAUAUUUAUUGAUACAACAGGAGGGCUCACUGCCAGCCGGUUGCUUCAAAUGCUACAAGCUGAAACAAGUAACACAGAAGAGCAGAUGGAGGCUCUUCAGAGGAUCCACGUAUUCCGUGUGUUUAACGUUUACUCUUUACUUGACUGUCUGUACAGUCUUCGCAGUGGUGGGCUUCAACAGGCAUCAGUUGGCGGUGGCUCUGUCAAGGCAGUGAUCGUCGACUCUGUGUCAGCAGUUAUCUCUCCUCUACUGGGAGGCAAACAAAAUGAAGGCAUGUCCUUGAUGAUACAAGUGGCCGGAGUUCUGAAGACAAUGGCGAAGGACUUCAAUGUUGCUGCUUUGGUUACAAACCAUGUCACAGGAAGUGGCAGCGGGGAGCUGCAGCCAGGUCUCGGUGUGUCGUGGAGUCACAUCCCAAGAACCAGGAUCCUGCUGGAACGACUAGAGAGGGCUUCAACCGUCAGCCACUCAAGUGUGCGCUCUGCAACACUGAUCAAGUCUUCUCGACAGCCUUGUCACAUCAAAGAAGAGUUUGACUUGCAGUGGUGGAGUCGCUCUGAAGAAGGAUCAUCAGGAAAGAGAAAGCUGGCUGAGACUGAUUCCUGAUGAGAUCCAACUAUUCUCUGACCAAAGGGGGGUACAACACGCCUCUUGCGGAUACAUUCCCAGAUCCAGCUGGGGGAGACUUUCUGGGCCUUGCUGUCCUCUUCGGGUUCUGCCAGUGUAUGUGUGGCUGAGGCAGCAUCAUAGUCCGGUACGAGGUCUCCGUCGUAUGCCACAAAGUACCGUCUCAGUUUGUCAAAGUCUUGCACAGAGACUGGCAGGAAAAGCUUCACUCCGCUGAAGAUAUCCAGCAGUGUCUACAUGAAACAUAUAGUCAGCUGAGGAACUUUUCCAAAAAGCUUUCAUUUUUAAGUGGUGGUAAAGCUGUAUAGCAUUCAGUUCAUAAUUCACUACAACAUUACACAACUUAAAAUAGUCACCUUGUAUUGCUAGAACAAAAAGUCCUGCAAUAAAUAAAUUAAAUAAAAAAUAUAUUUAACAUGACUGAAACAGUUUUUUUUUAUUUUUUAUUUCUGUAUCACUGACCAUCUGUUUUGAGAACAUUGCACUGGUUAUAUUACUCCUCAGUAAUAUAAAGAACCAUAGUUUGAAUGUGUGGUCAGUGGCUCAGCACUUGUCUUUGUUUAUAGUUAAAUAAAGAGAAAGACCUGUUUACCAA